AUGUCUGCACAGGCGGGUGUGGGGAUACUCACAAGCCCUCGGCUGUCAGACAGGGUUUGUGAUGUCUGGACACACAGUGGGAGAGUGAUGGGUAUCAAGAUCAAACUUGAGAGAUCUUCCCUGGCGGUGUUGCAGGUGUACGCACCGAACGCAUCGUCAGAGUACCCAGCUUUCCUAGAUGAAGUGGAGGAAGUCCUGAAUAAGGCAUCUUCUGAAGCGGAUUCAGUUGUGUUGUUUGGGGAUUUCAAUGCCCAUGUUGGUGUUGACUCUGAGACAUGGACGGGUGUGAUUGGGAAGAACGGGGAUAAGAGUGAGAACCCGAACGGUAAAAUGUUGCUGGAUUUCUGCGCAAUCAAAGGUUAUUCGAUCAUGAAUACCUUUUUCCAGCACAAGGAGAUUCAUAAAUACACCUGGGAAGACACAAAACGAGGACUUAAGACAAUAAUUGACUUUGUCCUGGUUCCCGGUGUUGAUAGAAGAAUUGUCCAAGACGUUCGAGUUUUUAACAGUGCUGAACUGUCAACUGAUCACCACCUGCUCUUUGCAAAAAUUAACCUCAACGAAGAUCCUCCCGCUCUACCUAAGGGUAAGAGCAAAGUGCUUAAAUGCAUUAGGUGGGAGAGUCUCAAGAAGAAAGACGUUGAGGAAAAAUUUGUGAAGGGCAUACAAGAAAGGUUUGAACAAAUUCCACAGUCUCCUUCUGACAUAGAGGCUGAAUGGGCCUGCUUCCAAACAGCCAUUUUGGCCUCGGCUACAGAAGCUUGUGGCGUUAAGCGCAUUAAUGUGACGAACAACGUGAAACGGUCAUCUUGGUGGGGAACACCGGGAGUAAAAGAAGCCGUUGGAGAGAAAAAGAAGGCUUACAAGUUGUACAUACAACGUAAGGAUUCUGAUUCUCGUGAUCGUUAUGUUGAGGCGCGAAAGGCUGCAAAGCUCGCAGUUAAAGCCGCUAGAGAGGAGGCGUGGAAAAAGUUCGGUGAAAAGCUGGAGCUUGACUAUAGGACGGCAAACAAAACUUUCUGGCAAACAGUCCGAAGACUCCGAGGGAAGAAGAGCAAUUCCAUCCAAGGAGUAACAUCCAAGGAAGGGAAUCUUCUGACCAAAGAGGAAGAGGUUUUAAAUCGCUGGAAAGAGUACUUCUCAGAAUUGCUCAAUCCUCAGCAAGGCACUGAUGAUGACGUACCCACGAGUAAAGACAGGGAGGAAAGUAGUCCUUCAGAGAGUGAAGUCCUGUAUGCGAUUAGUAAAUUGAAGGAUGGAAAAGCUGCAGGAAUUGACGAAAUACGUCCCGAAAUGCUAAAACUCAUGGGUAUAGUGGGUGUUAAUUGGCUCACGCGUGUCAUUAAGGUGGCUUGGCAAAGUGGGAGAGCACCAAAGGACUGGCAAAGUGCCCGUUAG
Molecule: messenger RNA, 1398 nt
Organism: Phlebotomus papatasi
Lineage: Eukaryota; Metazoa; Arthropoda; Insecta; Diptera; Psychodidae
Exons: 2
Coding region: 1-1398 (465 amino acids)
Molecular function (GO): catalytic activity
Source: RefSeq, a predicted model, not a curated record